UCGGUUCAGCUAUCGCCAGACUUCUAUGCGAGCUCGUGUCCUUCGGCUCGGUCCAUUAUCCAGGACGCCGUGAGCACCGUUGUGUCCUCGGAACCCCGAAUGGGAGCCUCGCUUCUGCGUCUCCAUUUCCACGAUUGCUUUGUCAAUGGUUGUGACGCGUCUGUAUUGUUGGACGACACCGAAGGAUUCACCGGCGAGAAGACGGCAGGCGUCAAUAUCAAUUCGAUCCGGGGUUUUGACGUGGUCGACAACAUCAAGACCCGGCUUGAAGAACAAUGCCCCGGAAUCGUUUCGUGCGCCGACAUCCUAGCCGUCGCGGCCCACGAUUCUGUCGCUGCCCUGGGUGGACCCACGUGGACCGUACAGUUAGGCAGGAGAGAUUCAACCACGGCAAGUUUGAAAGAUGCAAACAGCGAUGUGCCUUUGGGAAUCGCGGACCUUAGCGAUCUCAUAUCUCUCUUCUCUAAGAAGGGCUUAUCUGCCAAAGAAAUGGUCGCCCUCUCAGGUACUCACACGAUAGGCCAAGCGAGGUGCUUCGUGUUCCGCAUUCGCAUCUACAAUGAGAAGAACAUCGACCCCGCGUACGCCGCGUCGCUGAGGCAGAACUGUCCCAGCGCAGGCGGGGAUGCUAAUCUCGUGCCGCUCGAGGAUGGCGACGUCGACGGCAAAGUGUUCAACAACGACUACUUCAAGAACCUAGUGAGCAUGAAGGGCCUCCUGCACUCGGACCAGCAGCUGUUCAACAACGGAUCCACUGACGCGGAUGUGAAGGCCUACAGCCUCGACUCGGCAUCCUUCUUCGCCGAUCUGGCCAAUGCCCUGGUGAAGAUGGGGAACCUCAGCCCCCUCACGGGAACGGACGGGCAAGUUAGGACCAAUUGCAGGAAGGUUAAUGGAUCUUAA
Messenger RNA from Eucalyptus grandis, 903 nucleotides. RefSeq names its product cationic peroxidase 1-like. The record is from RefSeq and is a predicted model, not a curated record. Bases 100 to 903 code for a protein of 267 amino acids. The transcript is spliced from 4 exons. Gene Ontology annotation, biological process: hydrogen peroxide catabolic process; response to oxidative stress. Lineage: Eukaryota; Viridiplantae; Streptophyta; Magnoliopsida; Myrtales; Myrtaceae. Gene Ontology annotation, molecular function: peroxidase activity; heme binding.